Messenger RNA from Salmo salar (Atlantic salmon), 2120 nucleotides. RefSeq names its product CD9 antigen. The record is from RefSeq and is a predicted model, not a curated record. Gene Ontology annotation, cellular component: plasma membrane. NCBI's taxonomy places the organism in Eukaryota, Metazoa, Chordata, Actinopteri, Salmoniformes, Salmonidae.
AGAGAAAAAGAGCAGGACAGGACAGACCGACAGCCGCUUGGUCUCGCUCUGGGGUGGACCGCUACACGCGCACGAGACGCGGCAGAGCAGCGGCAGAGAAAGACUCAGCGGAGAACGGAUUCCUCUUUGUGUACUGUACACCAUAAUAAUUAUUAGUAUUAAAAUUGUCGUUUGGCGGGUUCGUUGUUAAUAACCGUUUAGCGGGAGAGUAUAGGAGAACUGUGCCGCUGCAACUAGAGUCGCUAUGGCCGCUCUAUCAGGAAGUGAGAUGUGCGUCAAAUACCUGAUGUUUGCUUUCAACCUCAUUUUCUGGCUUGCAGGUACAGGAGUGCUGGCUAUAGGGUUGUGGUUGAGGUUUGACCCAAAGACCAGAGGGCUGUUUGAAGGAGCAGAAUCUCCCCAUGUCUUCUUCACAGGUGUGUAUAUCCUCAUAAUUGCAGGGUCAUUCAUGAUGGUUGUUGGGUUCCUGGGAUGCUGUGGAGCGAUUCAGGAGUCACCGUUUAUGCUGGGGCUGUUCUUCUUCUUCCUCCUCAUCAUAUUCGCCAUUGAGGUCGCCGCUGGAAUCUGGGGGUUCUCCAACCAAAGCAAGGUGGUUGAUGACAUCACUCAGUUCUACUUGGAGACAUAUCAGAACUACCAGAACACUUCACAGGACACACUGAGAGAGACACUCCGCCUCAUACAGACCGGGUUGGACUGCUGCGGACCAACAGGUUCCCCUGUGGACUUUGCCAAAGACACCUGUCCCCCAAGAGAUGGGCUGGAUAGCCUCAUCACCAAGAGCUGUCCUGAUGCUAUAGAUGAAGUGUUUGACUCCAAGCUGCACAUCAUAGGAGGAGUGGGCAUCGCUAUUGGAGUCAUCAUGGUGUUUGGGAUGAUCUUCAGCAUGCUGCUCUGCUGUGCCAUCAGGAAGUCACGGGAGAUCGUCUGAUGAUGUUAUCAUUACCAUGACGAUGCCUUUUAAUGUUGCAUGAUGUCAUUCCUAGUCACAUGACUUUUGUUUACUUGUUGAGAAAGGUCGGCCUGAGAGCUAGCAGCUGCCAACCCACUGCCAACGAGUACUUUAGAUCCCCUAACCUCUGUAACAAGGAUCUGCUACACCUGGUGAUCCAGGGGAUCAGCCUGAGGACGGUGCUGCGCAGAAUCACCCUGUAUCCUAAACAUCUACUCAUGAAGUGAUCUAGGUUAGCAAAUCUGUGCAGUGCCUUUCUCACGCUGAUCCUCUCUAACAUGGAAUCUGUCCAGUGCUCAGGUCGACACUCCUAAACCAUCAUGGUGAUGUCACUGUUCACUGAUUGGCCCUGUGAGGAACUGGUUCAGGAAGUGAAAUAAACGUAACACAUUUGUGAUUUAUGAUGAAUUAAGAGAUCUAUGAAUAGUAGUCUAGAGGUGUCAUAAAAAAUGUUUUUGUAAUAUGAACACACUUUCAAUUACCACAACUGCUCAAUGAUUUAAAUUAAACUAUUGAUGGAAUAAUGCCAUGACAAUGUAAGCAACAUAUAUUAUAUUAAUGAUUGUAAUAAUAUUGUAUUGUGAUCACAUUUCUACCAAAAUAACAUCUGAAGGACCAGGGACGGUCCUAAGACAACUCCCUAUAGCAAAGCCACUCAAACUAUACCAUUCCUUAGCAAUAGCCAAUUAAAUCAGCACAAGUUCCCAAUGAUAUUGCAGGCUGUGGUCUGUGGUGAGCGUGGUUCUCCCGUUCUUUGAAAUAGAGGAGCAGCUUGGUCGCUCCAGUAGAGUACAAGAACCCCUCUUUCUCUUGAUCUCUCUUUCUCUCUCUCCCUCUCACACUCUCUCUCCUUCUUACUCUCUCCCUCUCUCUCUCUCCCUCUCCCUCUCACACUCUCUCUCCUUCUUACUCUCUCUCUCUCCCGCUCUCUCUCUCUCCCUCUCACACUCUCUCUCCUUCUUACUCUCUCUCUCUACCCAAUUUGAAAACGCCUUGAAGUCUGACUCUUUUAUAAAGCAGAUUUUUAUUGUUGCAGUCAUUUUUACAGUAUAUUUAGAUCUCUGUUAGAUUACAGUGACUUUUAUAACAUCCAUGCCAUUUCACACUGGUCUGGUUGGUUGAUGCACCAAAACAAAUGAGCCAAAUAAACUGUAACCUCUGAUCCUAA